Molecule: messenger RNA, 729 nt
Organism: Cricetulus griseus (Chinese hamster)
Lineage: Eukaryota; Metazoa; Chordata; Mammalia; Rodentia; Cricetidae
Source: RefSeq, a predicted model, not a curated record
AUGAGUGCACUCCUGUUCCUGGCCCUCGUGGGAGCUGCUAUUGCUUUCCCUGUUGAUGAUGAUAAGAUUGUUGGAGGAUACACCUGCCAGGAGAAUUCUGUCCCCUACCAGGUGUCUCUGAACUCUGGCUACCACUUCUGUGGAGGCUCCCUCAUCAAUGACCAAUGGGUGGUGUCUGCAGCUCACUGCUACAAAACCCGCAUCCAAGUGAGAGUGGGAGAGCAUAACAUCAAUGUCCUUGAGGGGAAUGAACAGUUUGUUACUGCUGAGAAGAUCAUCAGGCACCCUGGCUUUAGUUCGAGGACCCUGGACAAUGACAUCAUGCUGAUCAAGCUGGCUUCCCCUGUGGCCCAGGUGGCCACUGUCGCCCUGCCUGUCUCCUGUGCACCUGCUGGCACUCAGUGCCUCAUCUCUGGCUGGGGCAACACAUUGAGCUUUGGUGUGAACAACCCAGACCUGCUCCAGUGCCUGGAUGCCCCCCUGUUGCCUCAGGCUGACUGUGAAGCUUCCUAUCCUGGAAGAAUCACCAGUAAGAUGGUCUGUGCUGGCUUCCUGGAGGGAGGCAAAGAUUCUUGCCAGGGUGACUCUGGUGGCCCUGUGGUCUGCAAUGGACAGCUCCAGGGUAUUGUCUCCUGGGGUUAUGGUUGUGCCCUGAAGGACAGCCCUGGUGUGUACACCAGGGUCUGCAACUAUGUUGAUUGGAUUGAGAACACCAUUGAUGCCAACUAA